Xiphophorus couchianus (Monterrey platyfish) is the source of this 1402-nucleotide messenger RNA. It is a transcript of the gene sult5a1, whose product is annotated as sulfotransferase family 5A, member 1. The transcript is spliced from 6 exons. The record is from RefSeq and is a predicted model, not a curated record. Bases 21 to 1007 code for a protein of 328 amino acids. Lineage: Eukaryota; Metazoa; Chordata; Actinopteri; Cyprinodontiformes; Poeciliidae. Gene Ontology annotation, molecular function: sulfotransferase activity.
GAUUCAUACAAUAGCUCAGAAUGUCUCACAGAGUCAAAGACUCACUGAGACAGAGGAGCUGCAGUAAAGGGAUCCCGAGCAACACAUUCAUAAAUAUAUUAAGAGAGGACAUGGCCAGGUUGGAUGUCACUGAGAUUUUUCAUGGUAUUUCAUUUCCGGGGCACCUGCACACUCAGGAUUCCUUACAACACGCUCUCAAGUUUCUGUUUCAAGACAUGGAUGUCCUCAUUGUGUCCUAUCCAAAGUCAGGCACUACAUGGAUGCAAGAAAUUGUGACCCUCAUAUCCAGCAGAGGUGACCCACAUGUGUCCCAGACUACUCCAAACUGGACCAGAGCCCCUUGGUUGGAGCAAUACUACUGUGCAGAUUUGUUGAAGAGUUCAACCUCAACACCUCGAGUUCUCACUACACAUCUGCCCCAUGACCUGCUGGGCCCCGCCCUCCAGGAAUCCAAGGCUAGGAUCAUCUAUGUGAGCAGAAACCCUAAAGAUGUUCUGGUGUCCUUUUAUCACUUCCACAAGAUGGCCAACUUCCUCCCUGAUGCUGGCUCCUUUCCAGAGUUUUUGCAUCAUUUCUUGGAGGGAACAUUGCACUUUGGCUCCUGGUUUGACCACAUUAAGGGUUGGACCAGUCAGGCUGCGGCUCUCAACCUGCUGCAUGUCACAUAUGAAGAGAUGUCGACGGACCUGCAUAGGACCAUCAACAAGGUGAGCUCUUUCCUGCAGCGCCCUCUGCUGGAGCAUGAGCUCAAUAACUGUGUGAAACACUGCAGCUUCAGCCGCAUGAAGGACAACAAGAUGAUCAACUACAGCCUUAUUCCUGAUGAGAUACUGGAUCACAGCAAAGGCUGCUUCAUGAGGAAAGGUGAGAUCGGAGACUGGAGAAACAUGUUCACAGAGGAGCAGAAUCGAUACUUUGACACUGCGUUCAAGUCCAAGAUGCAGGACUGCAUUUUGAAGUUUGUGUGGGAAAAACCAGAAAACGAGGAAUCAGAGUUGAAAGAUUGAAUCUGCCAAAACAAAAGAGAUUUGUGAUAACUGUGUGAGAGAUCAUCCCAGAGAUGAUGACACCACGUUUGUCUUAUAAAUAUUUAUUAAAUCUAGACAUUUUUAAAGGUUAUUUUCCAGUAUGAUAUCUCCUUGACAUCCUUUGAAGAAUGUGUAGUAUUGCUUAAUGCUCAUGAAUGAAUCUUUUUAUGUGACACAUGUCAUGGUUCUGUCUCUGUUUGGUGAGCAAAAGAUGAGACAAACAUUUACUGAUUCAAUAUCUGAUGUGCUUCUUUCGCUUUGUUCAAGUUGGAUUUGGGUUUUCUGUGAAUCACAAGAUGCACGUAUAGAACCUGACAGUCGUGUCAACACUGCAACAAUAAACAGAGGGGGAGGAAAGGUUAAAGGUCAUUGAA